Molecule: messenger RNA, 4862 nt
Organism: Linepithema humile (Argentine ant)
Lineage: Eukaryota; Metazoa; Arthropoda; Insecta; Hymenoptera; Formicidae
Gene: igl
Product: igloo
Molecular function (GO): protein binding
Source: RefSeq, a predicted model, not a curated record
AAGUGAGCGACGCCAGUACGGCUCGCGACGUCGACGGGUUUUCUCGCUUGCGUGCUUAGCUCGUGAUGCUCGGCUUUCGACGAGCCACGAUCGCCCGGUAGAAUUCUUCGUCGGAGAAGUGGACGCAACAGGACGCCGGGCGUCGCGUGACAACGACGAGACGCAUGAGGUAGCUUGGAUUGCUUUCGAGUGUGAAGGAUUGUCUCGCAGGUGCCGGCGCCACGCGACGUGUCAGUAACCCCCGAAUAACGGAAGGAAACGAGGGGUGGAGGCGCAGGAGGAACGUGUGUGCUGGCGAAACGCACACAUAGAUACAGAGUGGGAAAGAGAAGGAGAGAAAGGUGGAAGGUAACUCUGAAUCAAAAUCGCCGAAUUUUAGUCAAUUAAAGCGAGCGGAGAGCUUGCGAGUAAUACUUAGCAGCUUAGAAGUUUUCACUAAAAAAAGAUAACUAUUUCAUUAUUAAACGGAUAUAACGGCAAUAAAAGGACCUCAGGCGUAGCUCAAUAUUUUAUACAUAUAGGAUUCUUGGACGGUAAGAGAUAGAGAGAAAAGUCGCGGAGGGCGGAAAGGCGGAGGGGUGGAACAAAUAAAGGGAAGAGUGAGUGCAAGAGAGAGAGAGAGAGAGAGGAGAAUAAGUUAGAAGGACCGCGAAGAAAAUUUAUAUUUUUCUCGGCCUCCCGAUAAAACGUAAAACGUGACUACCAUAUUUGUUACCGAGACUAUUGCUGCAUUGAGACACUCUAGUGAUAACUCGAUGCUACUUUUUUUACUGGGUAACGCAAUGUUAAUGAGGGAAUUCCAAUAAUACGCUUCUCGACGACGUGAUUUAAGUCUUACGUAAGAAAAAAAAACUAAGAAAAAAAAGAAGAAACGGACGAAGACAAACAUGGGAUGCAACACUAGCAAGGAGAGCGUUCAGCCAGCGGUGGACGAGGCGAAAGAAGGCGAUUCCGUCAAGAACGGGGAUAUCUCAAAACCGGCGGAAGACAGUGCAACGAAAGAGGAGUCCUCGGACAAGGAGAAAGAAAAAGAGGACGUAGAGGACGAAAAGGAGAAGGAAGAGGCGGCGGCCACGAAAAUACAAGCGGUAUUCCGCGGCCAUCACGCCAGGAAAAGUCUAAAAGUGUCGGAAACAACGUCGGGGCCAACGAAAACCGAGGAGGCGCCCUCGGAACCGACGGAGGCACAGCUGCAGGAGGAAUUCCCUCCCGGCGAUAAGGAGCUCUGUCACGCGGUGACGAAGAUACAGGCGACCUUCCGGGGCCACAUGUCGAGAAAGGAACAGACCACUGCGGCUGUCAAGUCGGCGGUCGAGAGCGCGACUGCCAAGAUAGAAGAAAAGAUGCAAGACGCUGUGCAGGAGUUAGAAGGGAUCGAUUUGGCCGAUCCGGACUUGCAUAAAGCAGCGACUAAGAUCCAAGCGAGUUUCCGCGGUCACAAGGUCCGUCAGGAGGUCAACAUUCAUACUACUGCCGACGAAACUAAAAAAUAAGACGCUUACUCGAACGCAGGGAUGUCGGGAGAUAGAUUACUACCUAUUACAGCCAGUGCCAUUCUUAACAGGUUGAACGCCAUCCCCUAUUUCUUGUACCUUAUAAUAUAGCAUUCGCGAAUUAGUAAGUUAUGUGCGUAAAUAUACGAGACAUUCCAGUAAGACCGAACAACGGACAACUCUGAUUAUUAGUUCGCUUCGGACCGCAAAUUGUAAACAACGAUACCGUUUAUUUUACGUUGAUAAUUAAUCCAGCCUUCGCCCGGGACCAGUGAGACUUUAAACGCUUUCUACUUUGGCUAGAACGAGGACCUUUCGGACAAAGUAUAUUACAGGCCGAGGCAUACACACGUGGGAACAUUUAAAUAUUUCUCUAUUGUUUAUGAAAGAAAAAAGGUAUGAGAAAAAAAUUUUUCUGGAACGAAGCUGCAUUGUGUAAAGGGAAGGAAUAUAAUGGUGAAUAAAAGAAAAUUGUUCCUUAAGCCGAUUCCUAUAGAUCGAUUUUGAGUACAUUUCACACGAUUCGCUACACCACACACACACACACACACACACACCCACACCCACACCCACACACGUACACGCGAUUCGCUGACCAUUCUCGACCUAUUCUUGUACUAUCGACUUGUACCUACAAUUUUUAUGAGUUACGACUGCCACAGUGCAGAUAGGCGGAUUUUUUAAAGGCAGCCUUCUCCUAAAGGUGGUAUAAUAUAAGUUACAUAAAGCCAAUGAUAAGGAGGAAAAAAAAUUAGAAAGACGUAGAGGAGGAAAAGAGAAAAGAAAAAAAAAUUCCCCUCUCUCUCUAUAAUUACCCGAUAUAAAUUGUGAUCUAUGAGAACAAGUGUGCGCGAUUCUCCUACCUGGUAGGUAUAUUAAGCGGCACACGGCAAACAAUAGAAUAUAACUUUGACGUCCUGCGCAUGUUAAACGGAGCAUACAUUAAGAUAUGUACCAAUACAAAUAAUGUGCAUGUUAACUUUUAUAAGUUCCUGUAUUUAUGUAAAAUAAACGGUAUGGUUGUAGUUUCCAAUUUUAAAAUCCAAUUUUAAAAUUAAACAUGAACGAUGAAAGUCUGUUUUUCGAAUACUCUUUAUAAUGACACACAGAUAUACACACGACAUUUUUAAUUUUUCUUUCAACGUUCCUGAGUUAUUGAAUAGCGUUGAAACGGAAUGUGAUAAUUCAAGCAUUUCUUCAUUGCACUUUCUACAUUUUUCCAACAUUUUCUUCUUUGCUCUCUUUUUCUGUCUUUCUCUCCUUCCAAAGUUAAAUGUAUAUCCGUUUCAUUUUUAAUGUGGAAAGUGUAAAAAUGUGUACGAUUGUUUCCGUCUCUCUCUUUCUCUUUCUCUAUCUCUCUCUCUCUCUCUCACUCUCUCUCUCUCUCCCUCUCUCUCCCCCUUGAAAGUUUGGAAAGAAAGCAUUAAUCCUAAGCCGAAGUGAAUUAGAGAUUAGUCUUUCUUCUUCGUCAUAGUAUUCAACCUGUUAACUUUAGAAGGACUGUAAAUUUAGGAAAAUCUUUCCCAUUCCGUGGGUAUAAAAAGGGCUAAGACAUUCCAAACUUUCAAAUAAUUUUGCAAAUGUUGGAAGGCGAAAAAAGUUUCAUUGUACUUUACGUUACUAAUGCAGUAGAAUCUCUAUUUAACGAAGAGUAAUAUGGAAUAUUUGAACUUUAAAGUAAAACUUAGAUCAUUAUAGAUAUAUUAAUCUAUGAAAACUUCUUAAGAUUCUUCGAUAUCAUUUGUCCUGUUCAGACGACUUUUCUCAGAUGCUUUGCACGCGUCGAAAAACAUCUAAAAUAAUGUACUUAAAAAAUCGCAUGUACGACUCACCGGCCUAUUGCCAAUAAUGCAUUAAUUAAAGUAAACAUUAAAACAAGGUUCUACUGCAUCGUUUGAAAACGUGCGUAAUAUACAGGAUUUAUGGCUGCUUAAAAGAGAUAAGCUGAAAGAGGCCCGUCGAAAUAACGAGUUCGGUCCUUCCAGUAAUGAUAUCUACGAGCUUACUUGCUCAAAAUCUUCAUGUAUGAAUGUUAAAACUCCGUUAUAAUUUCUACGCUUCUGUAUUAAUGUUUAAUUUCGCGUAAUAACGGAUUCUUUUCGGAAUAUCGAUAGCCACCUCCAACUUUGUUGCGAUCUAGUUCAUUUUGCAUGUGAAUUAGCAUAUCGAUGUACCUUGAAAUGGAAAUUUAUUUUACCAGGCCUAAAAAAAGUUCACUUAUGUACGCCAUAUCGACCAGAUCUUGUGUGUGAUUACAGCAACAAUCGAUCAGUAAACGAUUUGAAAGUGCGUAAAUGCGCGAAACAGCGAGCCAGAACAAUUUUGCUGAACUGAACUGUCGUUCGAACAAUCGUUUACUCUUCAACGCCAGCUUUAUUCGUCCACAAAGCAGGGUGCUGCGAAUUUGUUACGUUUCACUUCCUCAUGUUCGUCCACGUGUUUUUCUACUGAGCGAUUAUUAUUUCCAUCUCUUCUAUACUUGUAAUUUAUACCGAUAUUUAUACCGAUUUGCUGAAGACACCGGCGAGUUGCGUAUCGAACAAUAUUACGCGACAUUCCUGUAUUAACACGUUCAACAUUGACCGUGAGCAAUAAUUGCACGCAUUUAUUGUGAUAAAAUUAUGUAGUCUACUCGUUAAACAAAUAAACGUGUUGAGAUAAUAUUGCAAUGUGAGCAACCUCCUCAAAUAUAAUAUGUUCUGUUUCACGCAAUAUUUCCGCGCGAUUCGUAUUGAUUGCAAUAGAGUACGUGCAGCUAUUGUUCAGCAAGCAGACAUAAAACAGAUACGUGCAUUCGAACACCAUUAUUCAAUUCCCAAUAUGCAAUAUUUUAUUUUCAAUUCCUAAAUUUUAUAUCCCGCAUAUCCCAACUCUUAGCUUUUAAAAUCAAGUUUUUGAAUCCACAGUAGCGGCUCCAAAUUUCCAAUUAGAAAUUGUAUACGAGUUUUCGAUUUCCACUUCGUAAUUACAUCUACCCGGAUUUUUACUACCCUGUUUCUAAUUCUUCAUUUGUAAACAUAUACUGUCUUGGAUGACACGAUUUACGUAUUACUCAUAAGUUACUUGCGAUUGUCGCUUGUAGAAAAUUAAAGCGAAGCUUUGGUAUCGCUGAAAAUGAUCUAUCAUCGAGUAACGUUGUCUCGGUUUACGUCGGGGUGAGCAUCGUGAGUGUGACGAAUAUUUGUUGUAUCGAAUUAAUAUAGAAAGGAACGUUGCGACGAAUAAUAGACAUUCUUGUCGAUACGUUACUUUGUCACGUAUGAAUAGUUUUAGCGGUGCACAAGACAAGUUGUGGUAAAAUAUAUUGUAAGAAUGUAAUAAAAAAAAACGACUGGUGUAUUGCUGAAACGAGCGGUACGCUACAUGUAA